This is a messenger RNA of Archocentrus centrarchus (flier cichlid), 3294 nucleotides long. RefSeq names its product m7GpppN-mRNA hydrolase-like. The coding region runs from base 809 to 1834 and encodes 341 amino acids. The transcript has 12 exons. Gene Ontology annotation, molecular function: 5'-(N(7)-methylguanosine 5'-triphospho)-[mRNA] hydrolase activity; manganese ion binding; RNA binding. Lineage: Eukaryota; Metazoa; Chordata; Actinopteri; Cichliformes; Cichlidae. The record is from RefSeq and is a predicted model, not a curated record. Gene Ontology annotation, cellular component: P-body; cytoplasm. Gene Ontology annotation, biological process: deadenylation-dependent decapping of nuclear-transcribed mRNA; nuclear-transcribed mRNA catabolic process, nonsense-mediated decay.
UAAUGUGGUGUUCACGUCAUUUCACGAUGUUGAAAUUAUGAUCUGUUUUUGUACACGGCGUUCGCGUAUAGUCCUUUGAGACCCAGCUUGUUCUGAUGGAUCACAUACAUACAAUUCGAAAUACCUAAGAUCAGACAAAUUUCACCGUUCAGUUAAACUCACAUUUAUUGGGCAUAAUUUUCGUCUCUAAUUUUAACGUGUAGUUUUUUCAUCUACACAGAACAAGUUGUUUUUCGUGCAGCACCAGUCAUGCAGCUGAAUUAGUGCUCGUGAUUUCUCUAAACCGAAAAUGGAAACCACUGUUUCAUCUGUCCUACGUGACUUGAACGCGGCCUAAGCAUCAGAUCCGGAGGAGCUCGGCGAGUUUGUAGCUGAUAUAAACUGCCUAUCCGUAGUUUGUGUAAAGGUGGGGAUCUAUCGAGUUAGAAUGAGAACGUAAAAUAAAAAUGAUGGAGUAGUUUGCGACUCUAAUGGCUUUUGUACUUCGCUGCUCUGAGACAGAGGUGGGAUGUCGGGCACCAACAUGGAAACAAAAAGAGUGGAGAUCCCCUCCGGCGUUCUGGAUGAUCUCUGCAGGAUGUACAAUACAUCAAACAGACACCCACCACUUUGGAAGGAGCGUUAUGCAAGUUGCUGGGAGCAUAAAUUGCCAUCCAUCGUGGAAGGAUCGUGGAUUCAAACAGUAAAGGCCUGAGGACAAUAACUUUUACGCCGGUUCAUCCUGCACAUUCCCAGUGAGGAAAGGGACAAUGCUAUCCGAGUUUGCUUCCAGAUCGAGCUGGCCCACUGGUUCUACCUGGACUUCUGCAUGCAAAACACUCCAGGAGCUCCUCACUGUGGGAUAAGAGACUUUGCCAAAGCUGUAUUCCAUCACUGUCCGUUUCUGUUGCCUCAUGGAGAAGAUGUGCAGAAAGUUCUCGAGCAAUGGAAGGAAUACAAGAUGGGCGUGCCCACUUAUGGUGCAAUCAUUCUAGAUGAAGCCCUUGAAAACGUACUGCUUGUUCAGGGCUACCUUGCAAAAUCUGGCUGGGGCUUUCCAAAGGGGAAGGUUAAUGAGGAUGAAGCACCAUAUGACUGUGCAGUUCGUGAAGUGUUAGAGGAGACGGGCUUUGACAUCAAAAAUCGCAUCUGCAAGGAUGCGUACAUAGAGCAGAAAAUCACUGACCAGCUGGUGCGGCUCUACAUCAUACCAGGAGUGUCUAAGGAUACAAAGUUCAACCCCAAAACUAGAAAAGAGAUCAGGAACAUUGAAUGGUUUCCUAUGGAGAAGCUGCCCUGUCACAGGAACGACAUGACCCCAAAGUCGAAACUUGGACUUGCCCCAAACAGAUUUUUCAUGGCCAUUCCAUUUAUAAGACCGCUGCGAGAUUGGAUUAGCCGGAGAAAAGGCGAAUCAACAGACAGCGAUGAAGACUUCACAAACACCGGCAACACUCGAUCAAAAUCCCGUCACCUCACAGGUACUGAUGCAUUUCCAGGAGAGGGCUGGAUAAAACACAAGCAGCAGAAGACUCUGGGCCAGUUAAGCCAGUUUGACCUGAGCCAGAAACCAAAUAUGAAAGGCAAUGGGAAGAAAUGUCAGGACUUGGCUUAUAUGAAGAAAAGCUCUUAUGACAAUGGAGCCAGCAGCCAGCAGGUGAAAACCAUAUUAAAGGAUGAUAAAAGACUUCUGCCACGAAGACUGCAAGACAGUUUUGAGAGAGAUGCGGCUUCGAGCAGCUCCUGCGGUCAUCAAACAUUUGAGAGGAAAGACUGUGAGCCUUUCCUGUCCUCUAAGGCUUUCCUGAACUUCAGGUUUGACAGAGAUGCCAUCAUGAAGAGUUUUGACUACUGAUAUCACUGCUGUUGAUCUGUGCCUCCUCUGUAACAUCAAACCUCGAUCUCAGGAGACUUUUUUAAAGUUAUGGAUGUGAGUAAACAAGCUCCUUCUCAUCUUGACUUGCUUUUCGUGCGCACACAUUUACCAAGGGAAGUUGCCUGUCAUUGGCAGCAUGGAGUAUCACGUAGUAGAGGACUACACAGGUAAAUCAUCUUUUACAGGCAAAUUAUGUUUUGAAAACAUUUACUGUCAACAUUUUAUGUUGACAGUAAAAGGUGGGAAAUGAAUCAUUAGUGCAUUUGGCCAGCAAAUCAUUAUUAAAUCUGUCAAGUUAUGUAUUGAUUUUAAGGUAUUUGGAUAAUAGUCUCCUCCAGUCAUUCAGUUAAGUAGCAUAAAUGUUCUGCAGGCUGACUUUUAACAGUGAUAUUAAAUUACAGUGUUAUUAGCUUCUUUUUCCCUCUAAAGCUACUUAAGUUUUUAUGCAAGAACAUAACGACUUGGGAGAGGAGGAAAGUUGUCUUUUAAUUAAAUCUGAUUAAAUUCACGUGACUCUGUUGUGUACGGCUGCCAGUAUUUAAAACAAAAUCACUAAAUCAGACUGAUGUUUGAGGAUCCAGGAUUAAAUGAGAACGUCAGCCAUGAUGAGAAUUUCCAUCCUGAAAACUAACUGAAUGACCGUGAAGCGAGAUGCUGCAUCAGAAUGAAAUCAAACUGAAGACAGUUCAGAUGGAGCCUGGACUGUAUCCCAGUUUAAAUAUGAAAAUCCAAGUCAGUUCACUUUCACUUUAAUUAGCAUUGUGGUAAUGCAGUACUCCUGAGCAUGGACACAUGAGUUUAAUUUUUUUUUUUUUUUAUUUUGGUAUAAUUUUUGCAUUUUCUCCACCAAAUGUGAAAAUUUAAAAGGCUGACUUUUGCCAUGCAUCCAAAAGUCUGUUUUUAACAGUCUUAAUUAUAACUUGUUGCCAUCUCAAUUUCCAAUAUUUCUGAAAGGAAAAGUUCUCCAUUAUGGUGACAGUACUCAUGUCACAUGAUGGAAGAUAACUGCAGUGAACCACUACAUUUGAAAACAAAAGCAAAGUCAGUUUUCAGAGAUUAAAUUUCCAUCACAUGAGUACCUGUUCUGGAAGUCUUUCAACCCACGUGUAGCAGUUCUUAUUCUCCCAACGUGGUGUCAUACACAUGAGCAAUGACUGCAAUGCAAGAGCUCCUCGUGUGAAGUUCAUUCCUGGGACUUGGAAUUGACUGUAAUUGAUUUUGUGGUGUUUUGACUUUAAAUGGGAAUGUUAAUAAAGUCUGUUUCUUUUUUCAUUCUCAGCUUUUAACUUCCUAAAAAAUAAAAUCAAGAUACAUCAAGAAAUACAGUUCAAAAUGGUGUGGAAAUUGUAUACAACUGUCACAUUGUUAUUGUAAAGGCUUAAAUACACAUCUGAUUUUUUAAAAAUAUUUUUUUUCUAAUAAAAUUGUAUUUUUUCUGA